UCAAGAAAAAUGUUUCUUGGAUUCGUUACAAUCGCAGCUAUAACCGCCAGUUUUUCCGCCGUUAUAAGACAAGCAGAAGCUGUGUGCUGCUAUCCGGCUAUUACAAAUUACUGUGGAGACUGCAGUCCUGUGUGGUAUGGCUGUGGAGUUGGGAAAUGUGAUAAGUUAAUGUGUAACUGUCGAGGAGGCUGCAGAUCCGGUUGCUCUAAUAUAAGGAUUGUAGGAUAUAAGCCACCAACGUGCACUUGCGACCGCAAGAGAUCUGCAGGCGUGGAUUACAGCAUUGACGCUAGUGAAGUAUUCAGUAACACUGAUACAGACAGAAACGAGCAGCUGUCCAGAGAUGAAUACAUUCGAGCUGCAAUGAACUUGAACAGGAACACACGAUCUGAGGACAUCCAUGCUGAAUUUAAGGAGAAAGACAAAAAUGGCGACGACAUGAUCAGUUGGGAUGAAUUUGAAACAAAAAGUGAAUGAAACUGUAAAAAAUCACUUGCUGUUAAAAAUAUUGUAUUGGUUUCAUGUAGGCCUUCAAAGAUAAAUCCAGCUGAGUUUGAAAAGCAUCAGCAAAUGAUUUUUAUGUUUUUAUUAUCUUUGAAAGGAAAGAAAAGAACAAACAUUUUCUCCCCGUAAAUUAUAAUGUGUUGUCAUCAUGGAGGCGUACAAAGAAAAAUAAUCGAAUUUGAA
Messenger RNA from Lingula anatina, 687 nucleotides. RefSeq lists its product as uncharacterized. The record is from RefSeq and is a predicted model, not a curated record. Gene Ontology annotation, molecular function: calcium ion binding. Lineage: Eukaryota; Metazoa; Brachiopoda; Lingulata; Lingulida; Lingulidae.